Messenger RNA from Meloidogyne enterolobii, 354 nucleotides. The record is from the annotation of a GenBank genome assembly. Lineage: Eukaryota; Metazoa; Nematoda; Chromadorea; Rhabditida; Meloidogynidae.
AUGAAUCAUGGAAGAGUUUCUCCUGAUCGCCAAAUUGAUGAAGAGAAACUGGAGCAACAAACAAAGAAUUCUUUAUUCAAAAAUUUAAAUGAAAUUGCAAAACAGGCAGGGAUUUUAGAAGUCAAAAUCGUCAAGCUUAUUGAGGAUUUGAAGAAGGAUAAAGCAUUAAACGAUAAACAUGAAAAAAUAGUUUUACCAAAUAUAAUAGAUGAGAAAAUAGAAUUUCUUACUAAGAAUGUUAAGGAGAUUCUAAAAAAUAAGGAGGCAAGAAAAAUUAACUUAAUAAAGGAGAUUAGCAGAAGCUUAGCCAUCGGGCAGAAUUCGGACGUGCGAACUCCUUGUAGUUAUUGCUAG